Molecule: messenger RNA, 3157 nt
Organism: Oldenlandia corymbosa var. corymbosa
Lineage: Eukaryota; Viridiplantae; Streptophyta; Magnoliopsida; Gentianales; Rubiaceae
Source: the annotation of a GenBank genome assembly
CAUACUCAAAAAUCAAAAUGAAACAAAAUAAAAAUUAAAAAAAAAGUCUUCUUUUUACGCUCUACUCAAAUGCCAACAACAGCCCAGAUCUCUGGGCAACCUUACUUCUGAUUGGCUGCAUAAUUUCUAUGAUUUUUUCUUUUCUAUUUUCUUCUUGAACUUAUUAAAUUCAUCAGAUUUGCUGUAAUAAUUGAUUCUCUCUCUCACUUCAUUCAUAAUGCUCCCCUUUUUUCCUGGCUCCAACAUCUUCCACCUCUAUGCUAGUCCGCUUACCUCUACAGUUUAUAAAACAACCCUUUUCUAGAAAGGGUACAGAAAGUCAGAAAGUACAACAAAAUCCCCUGAAAAAUAUUGUGUCUGUAAAACUUUUGCUGUUGUUUUGAGUUUCUGUGUUCAAUCAUUUCUGUCUCUGAAAUCCCAUUUUUUUGGUAGCACUAGCUUCCUUCAUCCAAUCUUCUUUUCCCCUAGUUGGGUUGAUUAACCUGCAGUUGCUAGAAUUUGAUAAAUGGCAAAAUUGUAUUCCUUUUAUGGUGUUCAAGCUUCUUGUUAGAAUUCGCUCAGAGAUAUGCUUUUAUGAGAUUAAUAAAGUUAUUUUCUUUCGUCAAGGUGGUGUAAGUUCCUCAAAAUUCUUCAUUCCUCUGUUGAAUUCAAGGUGGGAUUUUCUUGAUUAAGCCAGUAAAUAGAAGGAAAUCAGUGGAAGGAAACAAAAGAUCCACCCUUUGUGAAGUCCUAGGUUGAUGGAUUUUCAGAGGACUAAUAAUCAGCAGCAGCUACAUAUGGCUGGUGGUGGAUUGACCCGGUACAGGUCUGCCCCAAGUUCAUAUUUUUCCAGCUUUCUUGAUGCUGCUGAUGAAGCUAUUAGAAAUCAUAGUGGUGGUGGGAGUGGUUUUGGUUAUGGCGGAGAUGAUCUUGAUCAUUUUCUCAAUAGAUUCAUGCCCGGAAAUUCCAGUGGACUGGACUCAAUCUUCAAUGAUAGUUUCUCAAAUAACGCAAAUAUGCAAUCUCAAUCACAAGUUGUAGCAUCAGUGAAGCGAGAAGAAGAAACUCUGCAGCCACAGCAACUUCAGCAGCAGAGGAAUCAGAGCAUUCAUUCUCAGUUGCCCCCUCCAGUGCCAUUUCGAAACCAAGCUCAAGGGCAAUCCCGAUUAUCACAGCAGAUUAUUGGUAAUGCAGAGGCUUCUAGUGCUUCUGCUGUAGAUAAUUCACACAGCCUAUUGAAUUCAGUGAGGUCAAACCAAAUGGGGGCACCGUUGAAGAUGGCGAGUGGAGGUGGUAAUUCGAAUCUGCAACGUUACAAUAGUUCACCAGCUGGAUGGUUUGCUAAUAUUAAUGUCGAAAAUGAAUUUGGUGCAAUGAGAGGCUUGGGGAAUUUUGGAGCUGGUAAUAUGGCUAAUGCAGAAGCAUCAGUUUCUUCUGCUAGCAGGAUUCAUGGUCGUAUGGAAUUCCCAUCGUCUCAAACUACUCCAUCAGGUCUGAUGCCGCCUAUCUCGGAAUUUGGUAACACAAGCACAGGACAAACUAAACCUGGAGACACAAGUUUUCCAGGAAAUCAGAAGAAUGACUCUGAUUACACGACAGGAUUUCCUGUUCCUUCUUGGGAUGAUUCAGCUCUUUUGUCUGACAGCUUCUUGAAAGAGCUCGGAGAUGAUCCUGAUGAUAACAAAGCACUGUCAAAUGUAAAGAAUAAUGAAGCUCCAAGUAGACCUCCCACUCGAUUGUCCCAUCACUUAAGUUUGCCGAAGACAUCAGAUGAAUUCUCAGCUAUGGAGGCACUGAUGCAAGAUUCUGUACUCUGCAAACUUCGAGCAAAGAGGGGUUGUGCAACUCAUCCCCGAAGCAUUGCAGAAAGGGUAAUGCUCCUAAAAAUUUGAACCAUUGUGCAUGUUGUAUGUGCAAUUAUGUCUUUGCUUUGGAGUUAAAAUUAGCUUGUGUUAAAAAUUUGUAAAUCUGAUGGAAGAUCAGACUAUAUGCAAACAACAUAGCUCAUAAACUAGGUUCACAGUCGAUCAGCUCUUAGGUUCUGUCACUUGAACUAUGGCCGACUGUUGAUCAAUGCAGGUUAGAAGAACAAAAAUAAGUGACCGGAUGAAAAAGCUCCAAGAAAUCGUUCCCAACAUGGACAAGGUAAAGUUGCUUUGAUUAGAAUCUCGCUGAAGUUUGCAUCGCUGAUGCUUGUUGGAUAACUUAAAAUUUGGGAAAGGGGGAAAGCAUAUCCUUAAAGUUUCUGUUGUCGUUGUUUCCAGCAAACAAACACGUCUGAUAUGUUAGAUUUGGCGGUCGACUACAUCAAAGAUCUUCAAAAGCAACUCCAGGUAACCCCCUUCAGGUCCUAAUAAAUCAGUAAUCAUCAAUGUCAUAAACUCAUUAUAUAUACUCUUUACUGAUAUAAUGACUCUAAUUUUGCCUACCCUUUUGGGGGUUGGAACUUUUACUUUUUGUAGACGCUUUCAGAUAAAAGAUCCAAGUGUACGUGCUACAAUGCUUGAGUCCAUAAAGCAUGUGGAUCAGAAGACUCAUAUAGCUCAAGGUAGGAAAAUGCUUCUUCUUUUCUGCCACUUUAAAGGGGAAUUUGACAAGUAUUUUGUGAUGGAGGUGAGAAAAGCAAAAAGUUUAAAAAUUCUCUUUGGAUUUAAGUAGAAGACAAGAUAUUCUUUUUACUUAUUGUGUUGGCAACAUAUAUACCAAAGAGCUUUGGGUGCCUUCAUUUCAAAGCCAACUGUACAGUUACUUUCUUUUUUCUUUUUUUUUUUUCUUGUAUACUUAUCCAAUAGCAUUUUCUUACUGUUAAACUGAACCUUUAAUUAUCACACAAAAGAGUUAGCAUUUCUUAAAAGAAUUAUGUUGAGUUUGAGAGGAGACACUGUCCCAAGUUACGAGCAAUCGCUUAGACCUAAUGACUCGUAUCCCUUUUUUAAUUCUUCAUCUCAUUUCCGGCGUGCAAAUAGUUUUUGCUAGGUCCAAAGUAAUGAGCCCUGCUCUUUGUUUUCGGGAAUUUAUAUUUUUACACAUAUGAUUCAUAUAGUCGACCUUACCUAGUGGGAAAAUGUUUGUUGUUGUUAUUGUAUAUGUUGGAAUUAUUAGUUUCUAAAAUAGAUGAUGCAAGGCACCAACUAACAGCAAAAUUUCUUGGGUGUAUCGUUAAUUGUGAAAGUUGGAA